Molecule: messenger RNA, 2900 nt
Organism: Salpingoeca rosetta
Lineage: Eukaryota; Choanoflagellata; Craspedida; Salpingoecidae
Exons: 4
Coding region: 100-2616 (838 amino acids)
Source: RefSeq, a predicted model, not a curated record
ACCACACACCACACCACACACCACACCACACACCACGCCACCACACACCACACACGACCCGCUCAUCAAGCACCAAAGCUGCCACAACGACAAACAAACAUGGCUGAGACCGGGGCGGUGGUAGCGCCGAGCACGACGCUUUCCAGUAGCACGGAAGCUGCUCCAACAGAGGAGAGAGCACACCAACACGACACAAGCACAGCAGCCAUGCUACAACAAAACACACAGCAACAACAUGCACACGAAGAACAACAACAGCAACAAGCUGGAGCACAGAAGGAUGGAGCACAGGAGCAAGAAGGAGGGCAGGAGCAAGAUGAGGCGCAAGAAGUAGUCCAUGCACAAGACGCACAACAACAACAACAACAGCAGCAGCAACAACAACAACAGCAAGAGGGACAAUCGUCCUCAACCUCAGCCUCAACCUCAGCCUCAGCCUCAGCCUCGUCGUCAUCUGCAUCAGCGUCAGCGCGUGCCUCUCCAACGAGCGAGUCACAAACACCGGCAACCGGUGCUACCACUGCUCCAUCAACCGCCGCAGCCAGCAAUGGCGAAUCCGCGGACGGAGAUACCGAAACCGCCGCCACGACCACCGCCACCGCCACCGCCACCUUGCCUGCGAAGGCCCAGCAGCGCUCACGCGCAAAGCCAAAGCCCAGGACGACCGCAAGAGCACGGCAGAAGCCUGCCGCCUCAAGAUCAAGGGCCAAGCCGAAGCCCCGGUCUCGCGCGAGAUCCGCCAAGCCCAAGGAGGCCGCAACCGUGGCUGCACCCACAGGCAGCCAAGGAGCAAAGACCGUGGCCAAGGCCAAUGCCAAGGCCAAGCGGGGGUCAGCAAAGGCCAAGCGCGGCUCCAACAGCAGAUCUUCGGCGUCCUCUCGGCGCAACACCGGAGGUGGAAAGUCUGGCAGCAAGGUCAAGGUUGAGGAGGAGGAGGACGACGACGACGAUGAUGAUGCUGACGCCACAGAUGAUAAGGAGCAAGAAGAGGAAGAGGAAGAACAAGUGCCGCUGGACAUUGACACCGUUGAGCCCUUUGUUGUCGACGCCCUCGCAGACGCGAUGCAAGACGACAUUAACGACAAGCUCGUGAAUCUGAUGCACGGGCUGCGCCGAAAGCUGCAAAACGCCGCCAACCGCUGCAACCGCCUCCACAAGACAAGCUACCUCGCCCCAGACAUUGAGGCGGUGAUUAUGGAGUGUUUUGACCGCACCAAGACUGACCUCCGCGACUGCAAAUGGGACAGGCCGCCGACACCUCCGCCACGGCUCAAGUCGCGGCAGGUGACAGCGGCGGCAGCAGCAAACGCAGCCGUCUGCUUCGCCAACGCACCGUCGUCAUCGUCAUCCCCACCAUCAUCGCCAUCAUCGUCGUCGUCGUUGUCGUCGUCAGGCAAGAGCAAGAGCAAGACUGCCGCGGCCAAGAGGAAGCGGCCCUCCUCCUCAUCAGCAGCAUCAUCAGCAAAGCCAGGCGCUGGUGCUGGUGGUGGUGAUAGUGGUGCCAAGGCGAAAGGAAAGGCCAGAGCAAAGGCUGCCAAGCCACGAUCACGUGCAUCGAAAGCCAAGCAGACUGACCAAGACCAGCCGCAGAAGCAAGCGAGGAAGCCACGCAAGAGCACACCUAAGGCUUCAGCAGCAGCAGCAGCAGCAGCAGUAUUGAAGGGGGAAGGGAAGCAGGAGGUGGUGGCGCGGCGGGCGGCAAAGGCGCGGCCGGGCGGAGCGAAGCCAAUCGCACGCGGCCGCAGCAAAGCAGCAAAGGCACGCGCAGCAGCAGCGGCGGCAACAGUAAAGCAGGAGGUGAAGGGUGGUGAGACGAAAGGUGUUGAGAUGAAAACAGUUGAGGUGAAGGGUGGUGACAAGACUCAGCCACCAGCAACUUCGUCGUUGUUGUUGUCACCAUCAUCAACACCAUCGCCAUCAUCAGCCCCAACUUCAGCAGCAGACGCAACACAUACAGGAGAGGCAGCAGAUGUCACACCAGGAGACGCUGGCGUGGAGGUCAAGAAGCCAAAGCACACGGCCGUUGCCGCCAAGAAUGAAGUCGCCGGCACUGCUACCACGCACAGACCUGCCGCAAUGACGCUGCUGCUGGCAUCCUCCCUCUCGUGUGGCGGCGGCGAUGCUGAUGGCGACGGUGAACCGGGAACGAAGCGAGCAAAGACAAGCGCGCAAGCCAGUACCAUCAGCGACAAUAACAACAACAACGACGACGACAACGACAGCAGCAAUACUGGUCCAGAGCCUGGUGUUCCCAUACCUGCAACAGCGCCUACAAGCAGCGCGUUGGCAGUGAGCACAACUGCGCCCGCACGGCAGAUGCUUCCGUCCACGGCAUCCACGCCGCCACGAUCGCCAUCGCUCGCUUCGCAAGGCGACAGUGCACCAGCAGAUGCACCAAUAGAUGCACCAGCACACACGGCAAUCACGGCCGACUCGGCUGCUGUCGCCGCCACCACCACAGCAACAACAACAUCAUCAUCAUCAUCAUCAACAACAACAACAACAACAACAACAACAUCAACACAACCGCCAGCGCCAGCAGCAGCAGCACGUGUGCCCGAGCCUCUGGCGGUGGCUGCUGUCAAGGCCAUGCCAUCUCUGCCAUCAAGCUCUUGACACAGAGCAAGCAAGGCAUGAUAUCCUGUACACGAACCAAAGCCGAGCUAUCACUUCAUCGCUAUUUACUCUUUGCGUCCCUGUGCGUGUGUGUGUCUGUGUGUGUCUGUGUGUCUGUGUGUGUGUGUGUCUGUGUGUGUGUUUGUGGUUGGUUGGUUGGUUGGUUGGUGUCGCUUCCUGUUUCGCUGUGCAUGACUCCAUCGCUGUGUAUCCUUGUUGUCUGCUUUUGCUUCUAAUCGUGUCAUGUGAGAACUAAUUUAAGUGUACUGCAAGUACGUGAGGCA